GUAAAAAUAAUCAACCCAUGCACUCCACUUAGUUGAACACAGACACCUCCUUCCUUGUUAGAUGAUAUUGCAGCAUCUUGACAAUCAUCUUGCAGUGAUUUAUUUUUUUGUUCUAUCAGAUAUGUGGCUCUUUCGUACCAUUGUCGCUAUCGUUGGAAAAGGUUUGUCUGAAGCUUCGUUCACGACUGUGUUCCUGUAUACGACAGAAUUGUACCCCACUGUCGUCAGGCAAAAUGGCAUGGGCUACAAUAGCUUCAUGGGUCGCCUGGGUGCUUCGAUCACUCCUCUGGUCUUGCUACUGGAGGAUGUGUGGAAACUCCUUCCCCAGGUCAUUAUCUGUGCAUUGGCCAUGCUCUCCGGCCUGGUGGCCCUGUUACUUCCGGAGACCCAUAACAUCCGCUUGCCAGAGACGAUUGAGGACAUCGAAAAGCCUGGGAAUUCAUCACCUUGUGUUGCAGCCCAAGAAAAGUGUGAGCAGCCACUCAAACCCCUGACCAGCGAUGUGAAAGAAAUUGCUCCUGAGUGAUAACUUUUUCACCUUUAAACAUUAAAGAUUGUAGGCAUGGACUGAACUUUUAAUGGAAAAAUUGUAAUUUCUUCUAAGA
Scleropages formosus (Asian bonytongue) is the source of this 605-nucleotide messenger RNA. Its product is annotated as solute carrier family 22 member 7-like. Bases 62 to 526 code for a protein of 154 amino acids. The transcript has 3 exons. The record is from RefSeq and is a predicted model, not a curated record. NCBI's taxonomy places the organism in Eukaryota, Metazoa, Chordata, Actinopteri, Osteoglossiformes, Osteoglossidae.